Molecule: messenger RNA, 6163 nt
Organism: Diorhabda sublineata
Lineage: Eukaryota; Metazoa; Arthropoda; Insecta; Coleoptera; Chrysomelidae
Exons: 1
Coding region: 1224-5783 (1519 amino acids)
Source: RefSeq, a predicted model, not a curated record
UGGAAUUGCAAUUUCGUAACUUGGAACUCAAUCCAAAGAGACAAGGUUUGAAUCGAUAAAUUACUUUAAUAGCUGUUUAUCAGAAUAUAUUACGUCGCUUGCUUAUCUGUUUCCUCGAUACACCUCUUUCAAUAUGAAAUAUUUCUUCCAGAAAGGAGCUAACGGUAAUUAGCAGUUCCAACCACUUCAACAUUAACUUUCGUCGUGACUUUUGAACUGUAUAUCAAUUUUUACAAUCUUUCUUUUAACUCAAAAUCAUAAUGCUUCAAUAUUUCGCUGGAAAUAUUCAUUGUUGAGACGUACUUGGUCGGAAAAUAUCAGACUCUUUAUUUUCUAAUUCCUUCUAUAAGUCUUCGCUUAGAAGAUUCUUGAUGAGAUGAACUUGAUAUACAAGAGGUGGAGGUUCAGGAGGUUCUUUGUUUUCUAAUUUCCUUAUUACAUCAGCCUUCCUUAUAUAUCCUGAGAAUGACGAUCUAUACUCUUCAAGGCGUGUUUAGUUUCUUCAAUUUGCCAGCUCAAGUUAGUAUACGUUCGAUUUACUACUCUUGUUAGAAUUUUCUAGAGGUUGAUUACCCUUUAUAACUUUAAAUGACUGUAUUGUCCCCAAUUAUAGUGUUAUUGUUAUAUAAUCUCUCUAAAAUAUUGUGCUGUGUUAUUCUUAAUUAAACAUGUUCUAAAGUAUCGGAUAGUUGGUACACUCUGUAGAUAUUCGUUCAUUUUUGUAACUAAGUUGUUUGACGUGGUUUUGAGCGAAGCAAAAGCAAUAAUUAACUGCUCUAAUUAUUCGUACAGAGUUUAAAUUGUGAUUAUAAAUUUUAUGUUUUCAAAAUUAAAUAAUUGCACUUCUAAUAAAUGUUUAUAAUAUUUAAAUAAAUCGUUCGAGCUGUGUUUUAAUAACUAAUUUGGGCAAACAAUGAAGUGACACUUUUUUUUCGAGUAACUUUCUUUGGUAAAACCAAUAUAAGUAUUAUGAUAAUACAAUAUAGUAAAUAUGAUGAUUCUAUCGUCUUCCUUGAAAGGUGAAUGAUUCAAAACAACCGUAAUUAACAAUUAGUUGAUAUUCUACACCAUAUCGUGACCUUUGUAAUUCUAAACAAACUAUAGUAUUUCCCAUGUUUUUUAUUUAUUAAUUGUUAAUAUAAAUUCCGUCAUUCCCAAAUUAUUUUCAUUAUAGAUAUGAUAUAUAAAAGUAGAACUAAGAAUUUAAGGUGCCAUUUUUGGCGAUGUUUUACUGCCGUCUAGUAACCCUACUAGGGUUACUGAUAGUGACAAGUAGUUAUGUGUCUUCAGCACCAGCAAACUGUAACUGUAAAAACAUCGUAGUCACCCCAUCCGAACAAUCGUGCUUAUUAGGACAUCUUAUACAAAUUCUAACUCAUUUAGUGAAUAACCAACAAAAUCCAAUUUGUGCAAAAGAUUUUAUCAAACAAUUGGAAGAAAUAUGCCAUCAACCUAAAAAUUCUACUUGUACAGAUGCUUCCAAUACAACAGAAGUAAUUUCAACCACUAUCAAAGCAAUAGAAGAAACAACAAGUGGAAAAGUAAACAAUGAAACAACAGAAGCCAUAAACCUCACAUCAAGUGAAACUCCUAAACUAUGGACAACAUCAGAGGAAAAAUUCAGUAAAACAACACAAUCUACAGAAGAAGUAACUACUACUGAAUCUAUACAGUACGAUACAACCAGUCAAGAGUCAAUCGAAGAACCUACAACAAGUGAAGAAGUACGCUCUAUAACAGAUUUUUUUGGAUAUCCAAAAGUAACAGAAACUGCCGGAUGGAUGAACGACGAAGCAGCCAGUUUUGAUACUUCUGAUGACGCAACAAGUGAAAGUAUUAGCAGUACAUCUACUAUUUCUUCUGAAAUACCUACAUCAGCCGAUGAAGUAUCAAGCGAAACAACAGAAGAUAUGUCCUCUACUGAAUCGAUGAGCUACGAAACAACAAGUUAUGAUACCGCAGAAAUAUCAACCAGUGAUAAUGAGAGUUAUACAUCGACGCCAUCACUUGAAAUAUCAACAAAAACUGACGAAGAUAUCUCCACUACUGAAUGUUCCGUAAUAACCGAAAAAGAAACGGAAAAAGCUGCUGAAAAAUUAUCAACUACUGAAUCUAUGAGUUACGAAAAAACCACAAAUAGUAGGAUAUAUGAUACUUCCGAAGAUUCGACUACUGAUGAAUCUGUAGACUACGACACCACUAAUUGUGAUACUACAGAAACUACAGAAGAAAUGACUACAACUGAAUCCAUGAGCUACGAAACCACCGAUAGUGAAACAUCCGAAGCCAAAAAUCCAAUUACUGCUGAAGCCAUGAAAUACGAAACAACUGAUUAUUACAACAAAGAUGUUUCAGAAGAGAUGGCCACAACUGAACCCGUAGGCCACGAAACCACCAACAUUGCAACAUCUGAAGCUUCCAAAGAUUCGACUACUGAUGAAUCGGUAGCCUACGAAACAACUAGUUGUUAUAGUACAGAAAGUACAGAAGAAAGUGCCACAACUGAAUCUGUAGGAUUUGAAACAACUACAUCUGAAAGUUCCGAAGAUUCGACCACUGAUGAAUCAGUACGUUACGAAACAACUAGUUGUGAUACUACAGAAGAAAUGGCUACAACUGAAUCCAUGAAUUCCGAAACCAGCAGCGAUGGAUCAUAUGAAAAGUCUGAAGAUUCGACUACAGAUGAAUCCGUAGCCUACGAAACAACUAGUUGUUUUACUACAGAAAGUACAGAAGAAAGUGCCACAACCGAAUCUGUAGAAUAUGAAUCAACUACAUCUGAAAGUUCCGAGGAUUCGACCACUGAUGAAUCAGUGCGUUAUGAAACAACCGUUUGUGAUACUACAGAAGAAAUGUCUACAACUGAAUCUAUGAAUUACGAAACCAGCAGUGAUGGAUCGUAUAAAGACUCCGAAGAUUCGACUACUGAUGAAUCGGUAGCCUACGAAACAACUAGUUGUUAUACUACAGAAAGUACAGAAGAAAGUACCACAACUGAAUCUGUAGAAUAUGAAUCAACUACAUCUGAAAGUUCCGAGGAUUCGACCACUGAUGAAUCAGUGCGUUAUGAAACAACCAGUUGUGAUACUACAGAAGAAAUGUCUACAACUGAAUCCAUGAAUUACGAAACCAGCAGUGAUGGAUCGUAUGAAGACUCCGAGGAUUCGACUACUGAUGAAUCCGUAGCCUACGAAACAACUAGUUGUUAUACUACAGAAAGUACAGAAGAAAGUGCCACAACCGAAUCUAUAGAAUAUGAAUCAACUACAUCUGAAAGUUCCGAGGAUUCGACCACUGAUGAAUCAGUGCGUUAUGAAACAACCAGUUGUGAUACUACAGAAGAAAUGUCUACAACUGAAUCCAUGAAUUACGAAACCAGCAGUGAUGGAUCGUAUAAAGACUCCGAAGAUUCGACUACUGAUGAAUCGGUAGCCUACGAAACAACUAGUUGUUAUACUACAGAAAGUACAGAAGAAAGUACCACAACUGAAUCUGUAGAAUAUGAAUCAACUACAUCUGAAAGUUCCGAGGAUUCGACCACUGAUGAAUCAGUGCGUUAUGAAACAACCAGUUGUGAUACUACAGAAGAAAUGUCUACAACUGAAUCCAUGAAUUACGAAACCAGCAGUGAUGGAUCGUAUGAAGACUCCGAGGAUUCGACUACUGAUGAAUCCGUAGCCUACGAAACAACUAGUUGUUAUACUACAGAAAGUACAGAAGAAAGUGCCAAAACCGAAUCUGUAGAAUAUGAAUCAACUACAUCUGAAAGUUCCGAGGACUCGACCACUGAUGAAUCAGUGCGUUAUGAAACAACCGUUUGUGAUACUACAGAAGAAAUGUCUACAACUGAAUCUAUGAAUUACGAAACCAGCAGUGAUGGAUCGUAUAAAGACUCCGAAGAUUCGACUACUGAUGAAUCGGUAGCCUACGAAACAACAAGUUCUUAUACUACAGAAAGUACAGAAGAAAGUGCAACAACUGAAUCUGUAGGAUUUGAAACAACUACAUCUGAAAGUUCCGAAGAUUCAACCACUGAUGAAUCAGUACGUUACGAAACAACCGUUUGUGAUACUACAGAAGAAAUGGCUACAACUGAAUCCAUAAAUUACGAAACCAGCAGUGAUGGAUCAUAUGAAGAUUCCGAGGAUUCGACUACUAAUGAAUCGGUAGCCUACGAAACAACUAGUUGUUAUACUACUGAAAGUACAGAAGAAAGUGCCACAACUGAAUCUGUAGGAUAUGAAUCAACUACAUCGGAAAGUUCCGAAGAUUCGACCACUAAUGAAUCAGUACUUUACGAAACAACUAGUUGUGAUAUUACAGAAGAAAUGGCUACAACUGAAUCCAUGAAUUCCGAAACCAGCAGUGAUGGAUCAUAUGAAAAAUCUGAAGAUUCGACUACAAAUGAAUCCGUAGCCUACGAAACAACUAGUUGUUAUACUACUGAAAGUACAGAAGAAACUGAAUCUGUAGGAUUUGAAACAACUACAUCUGAAGAUUCUACUACUGAUGAAUCUAUGAGACAUGAAACAACUUGUUAUACUACAGAAACUACAGAAGAAAUGGCCACAACUGAAUCCAUGAGUUGGGAAACCACUAAUGGAUCAUAUGAAGAAUUCGAUAAUUCUACUACUGAUGAAUCCGUAGCCUAUGAAACAACUAGCUGUUAUACUACAGAAAGUACAUCUGAAACUUCCGAAGAUUCUACCACUGAUGAAUCUGUAGCCUAUGAAACAACUAGCUGUUAUACUACAGAAAGUACAUCUGAAACUUCCGAAGAUUCUACCACUGAUGAAUCUGUAGCCUAUGAAACAACAAGUUGCGGUACGACAGAAGAAGUAGCCACAAAUGAAUCUAUGAGUUACGAAACCACUACUGAUGGAAUACCUGAAUCUGCCGAAGAUUCAUAUACUGAUGAAUCUAUGAAAUACGAUACAACUUGUUGUGAUACUACAGAAGAAUUGGCCACAACUGAAUCCGUCAGCUACGAAACCACCAAUAUUGGAACAUCUGAAUCUGCCGAAGAUUCGACAACUGAUGAAUCUGUAAAAUACGAAACAACUAAUAGUGAAGCAACUGAUACAACUGAUGAACUAACUACUUGUGAUUCCGUAAGCUUCGAAAUAACCAGUUGUGAUACCAUGGAAACUACAGACGAAUCGACCACUAACGAAUUCAUAAACUAUGAAACAACAACAAGUUGUGAUACCACAGCUGAAACAACACGAGAAGAUGUAAGUUAUAUAUCAACUGAAACUCCUGAAAUAUCAACAACUGAAGAAAUAUAUUGUGAAACAACUGAAGCUUCUGAGGAAGCAGAAACAAUUGGGGGCAAUACAACUGAAGAAACAUCAACGAAGAGUACCGAAGAACUAACAACUGAAGAAGAUACACUCAGCGAAACAACCAGCAAUGAAACAAGCGAAGAAUUAACAACGAGUGAAGACGUACGCCACUUCACAACUGAACCUUUUGAAGAAUCUACGGUUUCUACAAUGCCUGAAGAAAAUUACAGUGAACAAUCAAAAUCAACAAAAGAGCCGACAACAACUGAAAAUUCUACAACAACCAACGAAACCAAACCGUGCGAAAUAAUUACUUGUGUUCAACCAAUAAAAAUGUGCCAAGGAGACGACUCAACUAAAUCAUCAAACAAUGCCCCUAGUUUAUACUUUAUUCCUGUAUUGAAAUUUGAUGGAGUCCCGUGUUUAUCUACUUCAGAACUAAAGGAUUAUAUAACCAAAAUGUUCUCGUGUCAACCGCUUCAAAUUAGUAAUUGUUAAUAUCAACAAACAAACCUCAGAAAUGGAAAAGUUAUGAAUGAAACCUUGAUGAUGUCAUAUUUUGUAUUCGUAUAUUUACGAAUAAUUUUUUUUAAUAGUAUUUUCAAAAAGUAUUUAUUAUAUAAAUUGAAACCAAAGUACAUUGUUUUUGGCUGAGUAUUUUGUUAUAACUUAUAUUGAAAUGUUUUAAAAAAUUAUAAUUUCUUUGUUAUUUAAAUUAUUUUCUUUUGUAUAAAUUUUGUAUAAUUUAGCUUAUUCCUGGUUUGCCGAUGUUACAUACAGUGAGGUUAGAAAUUCUACAAAAUCAAUUGUUAUAUUUAUUUUGUAACAAUAACUAUUUAAAGAUUUAAUUUCUUGAAAAUAAAUCUUAUUUAAAACAA